AUGGUGCUGAAGGACCAUCGCAGACAGGUGCUCAUGGUGCUGAAGGACCAUCGCAGACAGGUGCUCAUGGUGCUGAAGGACCAUCGCAGACAGGUGCUCAUGGUGCUGAAGGACCAUCGCAGACAGGUGCUCAUGGUGCUGAAGGACCACCGCAGACAGGUGCUCAUGGUGCUGAAGGACCAUCGCAGACAGGUGCUCAUGGUGCUGAAGGACCAUCGCAGACAGGUGCUCAUGGUGCUGAAGGACCAUCGCAGACAGGUGCUCAUGGUGCUGAAGGACCAUCGCAGACAGGUGCUCAUGGUGCUGAAGGACCAUCGCAGACAGGUGCUCAUGGUGCUGAAGGACCAUCGCAGACAGGUGCUCAUGGUGCUGAAGGACCAUCGCAGACAGGUGCUCAUGGUGCUGAAGGAUAACUCCGAAUUAAACCUGUCCUUUACUUUUAAAGUUGAUGGAUUCAGUUAUGUGAUUUUUGCUUCAUCUGAGAACAUGAAAUGUUUUGGCUGCGGCGCAGAGGGUCACCUGAUCAGAGGGUCACCUGAUCAGAGGGUCACCUGA
Messenger RNA from Knipowitschia caucasica, 555 nucleotides. Lineage: Eukaryota; Metazoa; Chordata; Actinopteri; Gobiiformes; Gobiidae. The record is from the annotation of a GenBank genome assembly.